Larimichthys crocea (large yellow croaker) is the source of this 1760-nucleotide messenger RNA. RefSeq names its product fatty acid hydroxylase domain containing 2 (gene faxdc2). Gene Ontology annotation, biological process: lipid biosynthetic process. The record is from RefSeq and is a predicted model, not a curated record. The transcript is spliced from 9 exons. Bases 104 to 1129 code for a protein of 341 amino acids. Lineage: Eukaryota; Metazoa; Chordata; Actinopteri; Sciaenidae. Gene Ontology annotation, molecular function: oxidoreductase activity; iron ion binding.
CAUCCAAUCAGAAGUCGCUGGCUGUUGUAAAUACACGGUCGGUUUUGGGAGCUUGUUGACAAGCAGCAGCAGGAGCGUCAAAGACGAGAAACAGCGGAGAGACAUGACGGUGGAGGCAAGACACAGCGACAUGAGGGGAUCUGCCCCAACAAGCAGCAGCAGCAGACAGGAGGGCCCUGGAGGACUCUGGGACUCUGUGAAGAAAGCAGCGUUUGUCAUCGGAUCUGGAAUCUUAUUCUUGGCUGCAUUUGGCAACUCGCUGACAUGGCAUCUUCAGAGAUUCUGGGGAGCUUCAGGAGAUUUCUGGCAGAAGUUGUGGACCAAAGUGUACUUGGCAUUUGAGGAUCAUGACGCUGCUUUGUUCUUCUUCGGGACAAUGACGUUCCCCACUAUUGCUUUCUGGGGAUUGAACAUUAUGCUGAUGAUGGUGGACAGCACCGGUAAACCCUCCUUUAUCACUCGCUACCGCAUCCAGAUGGACAAGAAUAACCCGGUGGAUCCAGCUAAGCUUCGCCACGCGGUGAAGUCAGUCAUGUUCAACUAUGCGUGUAUCUCCGGGCCCAUGGUUUUGGCAGCUUACUGCCUGAUGAACUUGAGAAGGGACCCAUGUGGCCCAGAGCUACCCACCUUCCACUGGGCCCUGUUGGAGCUGGCUGUGUGUGCUAUCGUGGAGGAAGUUAUGUUUUACUAUUCACACAGACUGUUCCACCAUCCCUCCCUCUAUAAGCAUUACCACAAACAGCACCAUGAGUGGACUGCUCCCAUCGGAGUUGUUGCCAUCUACGCCCAUCCUCUGGAGCAUGUGUUCUCCAACACGCUGCCGGUGAUGGCCGGGCCAAUUAUCCUGGGCUCCCACCUUUCUACCACCACCCUGUGGUACUGCCUGGCUCUGGUCAGCACCUCCAUCUCCCAUUGUGGAUACCACCUCCCCUUCCUGCCCUCCCCGGAGUUCCACGACUUCCACCACCUCAAGUUCAACCAGUGUUUUGGGGUCUUUGGUGUUCUGGAUCGACUCCACGGCACCGACACCAAAUUCAGGCAAACCAAGCAGUAUGAGCGCCACGUCCUGCUCACCAGCCUCACCCCUCUAAAUGAGAGCAUCCCUGAUGAACCCAAAAAGGGCCAAUAAUGACAGUUGCCCUACCCGACAACCCAGACCUUUAACCUCAGGCCUAGGCCUCACCAAGUUUGGAAUCAGUUCCCAAUCAAUUUUACAUAACUAUUAUAUUUUGAUUAUUUGAAUUCAGAAAACCUGCCGAUCAGUUUCAGACUGUGAAAGUGGAUGUGGAUUCUACUGUGAUUAUUUUUUUAUGAUAUCAUCUUCCUGUGACCUGGGAAGGCAAUUUAGCUCAUGGACGGGAAAAGUUCUUAGAAGCCAGUAUCUCUAUGAAAAAUGAAUAUAUGAAAAGUUACCCAUAAUUUAACUUUAACUCUUGAUUUUUUUUAUCAUGACUAACUUUUCCAUUUUGGGCUUCCAUAGUCAUUUGCACUGUCUUGCGUUUGCUUUAUAAUUUCAUGUUUAUUUUCUAGAUGUUAUUUAAAAUUCAGAUCAACUCUUCCACAAGUGGCUUGUUUAUCAGACAGAUCCCUGCUGAGGUAGAUUCAAGAAUUUUGUGGUUGAUGAGAGCGAAAGCAAAUAAUUUCACCUCAGCUCAGCAUUUGGGAGACUUCACUGCACUCGUCCAUCCCCUCCCUUCAUUUAGCCCUUGGCCGAGUUACCUUAACUAAAUGUUGUUUUUCCUCAGCUGUUUAAACAUGAG